Messenger RNA from Rhagoletis zephyria (snowberry fruit fly), 8141 nucleotides. RefSeq lists its product as uncharacterized. The record is from RefSeq and is a predicted model, not a curated record. Lineage: Eukaryota; Metazoa; Arthropoda; Insecta; Diptera; Tephritidae.
UCGUAUAUGUAUACAACGAACUGACACACCACGCAACACAAAUGCAGGGAGUUCGCUGAUGAAAAUUGAAAAUGGCUGAGUUUGUGUGAAAAAGAAAACGCAUUAGAGAAAAAUUUAAAAUAUUUGAGGAAAAGCUAGUGUAAAAUUUUCAAAAUAUUAAGAAAAACGUUCAGCAACUUCCAAACCAACCUGUGAAACUAAAAAGUGUUAAAGAUUUGAUUUAAGGCAAACGUAAGAAGCGUUUGGAAAAGUGCAUAUUUUUUCACACCUAGAACGUAUACGAAUUGUAAAGAAUAUUCAGGCUACAGUCACCAAGUCGCAGUGAAAAAGUAUUAUUCAAUAGAGGUUUCAUUCGUUGAUGAAAAUAUAAUUUUAAAACUUACGAUAUUUUUCAACUAAAUUUUUGAUAUUUCAAUUAAAAUUUGUGAAGUGCCGCUGGUACCACCAAAAACGUGUACCACGGUCUCAACUUUUUUGCACUUAUUCGUGUUAACUAUAGACAAAAAACAAAAAACUGAAUAGAAUUUGGAAAAAGGGCAUACCUAUGUAGUUUGCAAAUUCCAUAUACAUACAUAUAUGUACAUACCAAUUGUAUUGUAUAUUACAAUAAUUUAGAAUGGCUGACGAUUCUGGUGAUAGUGAUAUUGAGCCACGUCCUUCGUGCAGCAAAAAUCGACGCACCACCCGAGGAAAUGCCAAUCAUGGCGGUGGUAAUUGCACUGAAAGCAGAAAGGGCAGAAAACGUCGAAUCGUCAUGCGCAUCGAAUUCGAUGAUAGUGAUGAAGAUAGUUCUUCACCUUCGGAAGCAUCUAGCGAUGAUGGUAAAGUAGAAAAUAUGAACAUUGCCAACAACUCAGCAUCAUGUUCUUCGAGAGCACGACGAACACAUAGAACAGCAAAGUGCACUAAAAAUGCAGACUCUGAUGAGUCGGAUGACGUUCAGAAAAAUAUGUCUCGACGCCUACGAAAUCGGCGCACAAAUAUGCUCUACAUGGACGGUAGCGAUUCGGAUGGGUCUUCAAGUGGCAGUGAGAUCGAUCGUUCGGCAAAAACGCGCGUAAGCAAAUCAUCAAAGAAAAUCAUUACUUCAGAAGAUGAGCAAAUAAUUUCGCAUGAUGAGGCAGCGGACAAAGAAAGCAACAAACAGAAAGAAGCCACCGAGGCUGGUUUCAACUCGGACAGCAGCAGCAAUGAAUUGCUCGAGAAAUGUCCGAUUUGUCUCCUCACUUUUCGACAACAAGAAAUCGGUUCGCCAGCAACAUGCGCACACAUUUUCUGCGCCAGCUGCAUUGAGGCUUGGUCCAAGAAUGUGCAGACAUGUCCAAUUGAUCGUAUCGAAUUUGAACGGAUUAUCGUGCGGGAAAAUCAUGAAAAUCGUAGAAUCGUGCGCGAGGUUAACGUAGAUCCAAAUAAAAUUAAUAAAGAAUUAGUAUUCGAAGACGAAGGGGGCGCUGCUGAGGAUGAUAUAACUCACUGUGAAAUUUGCAAUAGCCCAGAUCGCGAAGAUGUUAUGCUGUUGUGUGACGAGUGCAAUCAAGGCUACCAUAUGGAUUGUCUAGAACCACGCCUGACUCAGAUACCAGAGGGUUCAUGGUAUUGCGACAACUGCUUUGACCCAUCAGCUGAAAGUGACAAUGUUUCCGAAGAUUUAAAUUUGCUCUACGAAGACAUACGCGACAUGGGUAUACCGCAAGCAGCUCUCCGCGUCACGGAACUACAGCAGCCUCGCAUAUUGCGCACUCGUCAAAAUGAACGCAUACGCGCAGCCGUCUUGCGCACAACACGCAGCAGGGCAGCCCGAAUCGAAACAACCACAACCACGACAACAAGCGCGGGCGUAAGUCGCGCUCGUGGCAGGCCGAGAAGUAGCACAACCACCACCACUACGACAACAACCACGCGCACCACCAGAGCAGCCAGCACCCGCCGUAAGCGCGGUAGACGCCGUCGCCGCCGGCAUACGCGCAGGCGUACAUAUGUUGUCGAGUAUGAUCUGAAUAACUUCGAUGAGAAAUUUGCCAUUAAAACCACUAAGAAAAUCAUGAAAAGGCGUCGGCGCAAGCGUAGGGCAUCAGCGCGUAAUGCGCUUCGUACCAGCACCGGUGAACGCAUGACAGCUAGCAAACGUUUGGCAGAGCAAAUGGGCGUCAAGAAAGAUCCCACCUACACUUCGCACUUGUCCGGCGCGUCGGCAGGACUUUCGCUAUUCGGUGGCGCCAAUGACUUGGAAUACUUUUCGGAUAGUGAUAACGGUGGCAUUGAACAUGAAAUACAGCUGGAAAGCGGGCAUGGCACUGCUGUGCAAACAUCCAUACGUAUAUCCAAUUUUGGCUCACAAAGAGCACGCAAAGGUUUACUUUUGGGUAGGCUGCAAGGCAAUAAUAGACAAAAUGUGAUUCCCGAUUUAUCAGCGCAAGCGGAUGCGCCUGCUGGUGGCGAUUUGCUUUCAAGCAUAAUGGACAUGCAAGACCGCUGGCAUAACGCUGCCAGACACAUGGAGAAUGUGCGUAUUAAUUCUGAUGGCACUUUGCAGCUACCAACUGGCACCAAGAGCGCUGACAGCAGCAAUGUGAGCGUCAAUGCCGAUUCAAAUACGCGCCAAACAUCGACCUUGCGAACUGACGGCGCAACUGAACAGCCUAACACACCCAUCAACCCCCUUGAUGGGGUUACGCAGGCGCCGAUUUAUUCACGAGGUGGUGGUAAUCAGAGCUUCAGCGGUGGUGGCGGCGGCGGUAGUGGUGGGGGAAACUAUAACAAUCGCUACAACAACAACCAAAAUAAUUAUCGCGGUGGGGGUGGAGGCGGUGGUGGCCAGUACAGACAUUCAACUGGUGGUGAUGGAGGCGGCAAUUCGAACAACAGCUUGGCUGGUCGCGGCAAUUUCAACUUCAGCAAUCAAAAUUUUAACAACAGCAACAACAAUCCGAAUCCAAACUUUUCGCCCUUCACAAUGCGCUUCAAUCAACGCAAUAACAACAACCAACGCAACUCGUUGCCCUUCAUGAAUCGUAACGAUGACGAGAGACAACAACAACAACAACAACAACAUAAUCAGCCACCUCAACAGCAGAAUGCGUCAAAUGAGAAUCCACUUUUCGGCGAUUUGCCACCGCCGGUAAUGGGUGGACAACCAGUCGUGGGUCCAGCACCGCUAAUGCCUGGUGGACCAAUGGGUAUGUCAGGACCACCACCAAUGUCUGGGCCACCGCAAAUGUCUGGCCCUCCGCCAAUGUCUGGCCCACCGCAAAUGUCCGGGCCUCCGCCAAUGGCCGGACCCCCGCCUAUGUCGGGUCCACCACCAAUGGCAGGUCCACCACAUAUGUCGGGUCCACCGCCCAUUAUGGGACCGCUACCUAUGGCGGGACCUCCACCACAAACAAUGGGGAUGAGUGGCCCGCCACCAUCACUGUCCAUGCACUCGCCAAUGCAAUCUAUCCGACCAAUUAUGACUGUUCCACCACCACCGGCGCCACCGCCAGGUGUACCAAUGCCUUGGGGCACUCCCAUAUUCCAACAGCUAAAUAACGAUUAUGGAAAUGAUGAUGACGAUUCGAAUUGUCCGAACUUCUCAGUAUACUCUGCCGAAUCGCAGGAAGUUGCAAAAUCUACAGAAAUGCAAGCGCAAACUCAGCAGGAUAGCGAAGCAGCUAAGGAAGACGAUGAAAAUGAAGAUUUAGUACAAUUAGAUGAUGAUGAUGAAAUACCAAUGCCGCCAGAAACUAAUGCAAACCAAUCAAGUACUACUACGGUAAAAGAGUCUGACUUGUAUGAGCCAGAAAACCCAACAGAGGAAAACGACGAUGACGACGAAGAGUUAGAAGAAGAAGAAGAGGAAGAACAAGAACAAGAAGAAGAAAAUGAACACGUAAGAAACGAGGAUAUGGAUAUAGAUGAAAAUAAAGAUAAAAGUGAUAAAGUUGAGAAAUCGGAUGAAAAUGUUGAGAUUGCCGAGGAAACUGUAUCGCCGGACCAUGGCAAGCCCGAUGAGGCGAAAGAUAAUGGCAACUCACAAUACGAUCCAGAACAUGAAAUAUUAUCCAAUGACGGUUCGAAUAUGGAGCCGGAAAAGAUAGAAGAAAAUUUGAAUGAAAGUAGUAAGAGUAAUAAUGAAUCUAUCGAAAAAGAGAGAGAGAAAAGCGAAGACCGGAGCGUGCACACUCCAAGUCCAGCUGCGUCCGAGACUAAGUUGCCUGAAAACGAUUUAGGUACUGCAAGUAAGAAGGGUGUAUUAGAAUUGUAUGACGACAGUGAUUGGGAAGAACUUGAAAUCGAUAAGCCAAAAGAGUAUGAGAAAGCGGCACAAGCUGCAGAGAAAUCAGAGCUCGAAGAAGGUCAACUAGAAGAUGAACCCGAAAAAGAAAAGGAACGUAAAAAAAAGGGUAAGGAUAAGGAUAAGGAUAAGGGGAAAGGAGAUGAAAAGAACGAGAGCGAACAAGACCGCUCUUAUACACCAUGCCUCGAUGAGAAUAAUGAGCCAGAAGAAGGCACUGAAACUGGACACGUCGAUCAGACAGGCCCAAAGUCGUUGAACACCUCGAAGGAUGCUAAUGCAGAACAGGAGGAGGAUGGCGAUGGUGGCAAGACACCUGACCUUAUUGUGCAAGAACCAGCUGUCAUAGAGACGGAACUGAUUUCGGACGAUGAUGAUAAUAAUGCCCGUGUCGCUAAGAAGCGCAAAAGUAGUAAAAAACGUGAAAAGCGUGACAAAAAGAUUGAAACGUUCAAGAAAGUGAGCAACAAACAAAAGGUACGCAAUUACCGCACCGAUAAGCAACUAGAAAAUAAACAGAAAGGUAGACGUCGCAUUUCCAAAUCUCGUUCCAAAUCUAAAUCACGAUCACGUUCCAAAUCCAGAUCAAAAUCUCGUUCCCGAACACCAACACGCAGUCGCAGCCCUAUACGCAGUCGCAGUCGCAGUCGCUCGCGUUCACUACGGCCCCUAGCAAGCCGCUCCCGUUCACCAUCGUAUCCACCAAAAUCGCGUUCUAGAACGCCACGUGGUCGCGGCCGUAGGCGUUCACGCUCCCGUUCAUUGCGUUCACGCAGUCGAUCUAACAAUAAAGAGAACCACUGGCGCCCGGGUAAUCGUUUCCAUAAUAAUAUGAACCAACACAAUAGAUUCUAUGAUAGAAAUAAUCGUUUCAAUCAAAACAAUUUUCGCACCAAACGCCGUGAAAUGCCACGCUAUAAUGUGCGUAACGUUGUCGGUAUGCAACGAAACUUCAGAGAUGGCGAAAGAAGAGAGAUCAGAGAUCGCUAUGGACGCGAUGCCACCCGGCAAGUACGUAAUUUUAGUAGAUCGCCAAGUCCUCGUGAUCGCAGAAUGGGAAUAAGGUCGUCGUUCUCUAGAUCGCAUUCUCGCGGUCGUUCAAUGUCACCAAGACGAAAUCGACGCGGCAGUUUCAGCAUAUCACCAAGUCCACAACACAUGAUGCACCGACAUUCGCUUUCACCAAGACAACGCUACCAUUCUCCACGUCGACACUCUCUCUCACCACGUCGCCUCACUCCAAUGCGCGCACAUUCACGCACACCCUUGCGUAUGCGCUCACGCUCACUUACGCCGCAGCGCAUGGGUGGCAGAAAAGUCAUGAGGCGCGUGCGUGGCGGUUCACCGUUGCCACAGCCAGUUGUUUCGCGUUCCCCUUCCCGGAUGCGUUCGAUGUCUGCCUCGCCUAGGUAUACGCCGCGCUUGCACAGAAGCCGCUCAAAGACACCGAUUAUUCGUGUAGCCAAGGGCAAAAAGAAGAAAUUAAAAGAAAAAGCCAAGAAAAAGAAGAAGAAGCGCUUGGCAAACCUUAGUCCGGAGGCCAACAUUCGCAUAUCACGACAGCGCGAUGCUUUCGAAGUUGAUCGCCCGCCCAAGAAAAAGCGCCGCCAUUCUCCAAAGCAGAAGGCACCAAUUGAAGAGCCAACUUGGUCGCCAUCACCUAGCCCGCCGCCAGUGCUCGACUAUGAACGUGAAAACAAUAAUAUAUCAUGGACGCCGCCGAUAUUAUCACCGCGUCUCGUACACGAAAUGCAUGGCAUCUAUCAGCCAGAACCCCGCCGCAGCACCUCACGAGGUAGUAAACGUGACAAACGAAAGCGUAUUAAAAAGAAAAAGAAGGGCGAAAAACGUCGCGAAGUGCGCAAAGAAAAGCGUCGCAUACGGCGCACUCAAACACCUGAUCCCAUACCGUCGAAGGAGGUCUUUGCUUCGGGCAACAAUAUACUCGUUAGCGUAAGUUUCAACAAAGACGCAGCUGGAAAUCCACAGCCUUCGCAAACAACAGUUGUUACAGUGCCGGCAACGCGUGAAGAUUUGCACAAUAAUCGGCGCAAUUCAAUUGAUGUUAUGGCCUUGAGUGCUGCGAACAAAAAGAAGAAGAAGCGCAAGAAGCUCGACGCAAAGCCGGUGGCGAUAAUCGAUCUGGAACGAUCGCCAUUCCAGGUACAUCAGGAGCCGGCCGACAUUAUUGUCCUCACGGAUAGCGAAGAGGGUGUCGGCGGACAUGACAGUGAGCAUGAUCACGACCACGAGCACCACGAGCAUCACGAACAAGAACAUGAGCGUCGACGCGAAAGCCACCGCGAACGCCGCCGCAGCGCAUCUAUAGCUGAAGAAAUGGAUCAUCAUCGUUCGCAAAUGAGCAAUGGCGUACGCUCCUCUUCGCAGCUGGACAAAACGCCACCCUUAGAACGAGAACGCCUCGAGACCAUACUCGAAGAAGAGUCGUAUGAUUUGCCACAGACUGGACCUAAGACGCCACCUGAACCACCUACUGUCAAAUUCACAAUGCUCGCUAAAAAGCAAAGUAAAGUACGCAGUAAUCCACUGCAUGACGAGGCCGAACUAAAUUCGGAAUCCGAAAUGGCCGAGGUACAUGAACCGGAUACUCAUCGAUCAGAACUCGAGCCCAUGCAUGUGCAAAGCAACCAGAAGAUUGGCCCCAAUACGCCUCCCGAAUCGGGUCCAUGCUCGCCAGACGCUUACGAUCCCUUCGACCCUACAAAAUCACCAUCUUUGUCACCGCGCUCCCCAUCUCCUGCCCCGAUGAACAAUUCACAAGGCUCAAUUGGCACUGAUGGUGAUGUUGAGAUAGUACCCACUCAAAAACACAUUGUGGACGAACAGCGCCUAACCAGCGAGCGCAACGUCGCGACUACACAAAUUACCGGCACCGGCAGCAGCAUGACUGCCCAAGGUCCCACACUCAAUCCAGUUGAGCUAGUAAUGAAGCUAAUGAAUACAAAACAGAAUAGUUCACAGGACUUGAACAAAGCGAAUGAGCCACAAUACAGCACUGCGACACAUAUGCACUCUAAUAUAUUGGGCAAUGCACACGACGACGGCUUGAGCAUGCGCGACAAGGCCGACGAUGCAAUUGGCCUAGUAUUAUCGAAUGUAUUGUUAUCGAACGGCAAUGCACAAGCCUCACAACAUAUACCAGUAAUUUCCAGUCCCACUCCUAUAAUGAAGAGUAAUCAAAUAUCGAAAUUGCCCCUGCCCAAAGUGGGUAGCAGCGUGGGAAGUAGUAGUGGCGCCGGCCUACCUUUGCCUAAUGUUCGUAACGGUAUCUUAGAUGAUGCGUUGAAUUUAACAGAAAGUCCUUAUUCGCCGGGUUCUGCCGAUUACGAGGAUCUCUUUGAACCACCACCAGAAAGUUCAGGUGCUGCGCGUCGGUCGAAACGUGGUGGCAAAAUGGAUGUAUUUGAUAAUUUAUUCGGUAGCACAUCGCCAGUGGGCCAUGUGCGUAUGACCAAAAAAUUCAAGGCAAUUGUUACAAGUAGCUCGAAGAAAUCGAAAAUCAAAGUCAGCAAAGCGGAUGACCACAUUAAAGUGUAUGAUGACGUACCAAACUCAGCUGUUGAACUACAAGUGAAGGAUAAGGUGAGUACUGAACUUAUAUACUAGAUACAUAAAUAUUACGUACAUAUUAGGGAUGUGCGAUUAAUCAAUUAAAUAAUUUUUUAUAUAAUCUAUGAUCCUGAUUAAUCAAAAAACGUGAUUAAUCAGAAUCUGAGUAAUUACUCUUUACUGAUAAAUAUUAAUUGAAAUCUGAGUAACUUUGGUCAUUUCUUUCGAGUUUACUUUAAAAGCAAAUUAAAUUUUUUUACAAUAUAAUACACUAUUUUUCUUAUUAACAAAAAUAUAA